CCUUCAGCCAGUGCAGUGUGAGCCUUUGCUUGAGACGCACACACAUACACACACACUACACGCCUUUGCCUACAGAACGGCAACUUUCUGUACUGGAGCUUCUCUGAUCUACCCAAACACACGUACACACUUUCACAUCUGUGUGCAGCUAUAGAGGACAAGACACAGGCAUUAAGGUGCGGAGGAAGAUAAGUCAAGAGACGGAAGCAAACGCUUUCAAAUGGCCAACAUUGUGACGUCCUUCUGCUGUGUGGUGCUUGCAGCCGUGGUGGUGGUUUAUGCCCAAAGGCGCAGCCAGCAAGGUGCCAGGAUUCAGUAUGAAAGGAUUGGAAGUGAUGUCACUAUGCAGUGCGGCUCGCUGGACAACGACGCCUCGGCUACAUGGAAGGUGAACGGUACAGACGUGAAGGCCCGCCGACGGGAAGAAGGACCGCGGCUCAUCCUGAUGGAAGUGAACAUGAGUAGCAACGGCCUGUACAGCUGCUUCCAGAACCCCGACGGCCAGCGGCGUGACCAGAUCAAUCUCCGCGUUGGACUUCCUCCGAAGGAACCGCAGGUGACGUGUCGAUCAAACACCUAUCCCAAGGGCUUCUACUGCAGUUGGCACCUUCAGCAUCCCACGUACAUCCCUACGGACUUCGAAGUCGAUGUCCAACACAACCAGAGGCCCUUAGAGGUGACGAGGGAUGAAGUCCAUAAGAACAGAUGUCAUGUGAAGUUUCCAGAACUUUUCACCAGCUUUCCUUACCGGGUCAACGUCACGGCAGUGAACUCGCUGGGUCGAGCUUCCAGCGCCAUCAGCUUCGAGGAGUCUUCAAUAGUGAAACCUGACCCCCCUGAGAAGGUGGUGGCCAAACCUGUAGCCAACAAUGCACGGAGACUAGAGGUGACCUGGAACAGUCCCAGUACGUGGCCCGAUGUGGAGACCUUCCCGCUGAAGUACUUCCUGCGCUACCGGCCGCUCAUCCGAGACAUGUGGCAGCACGUGGAGCUCUCUGACAGCACCUCCCACACCAUUACCGACGCCUACGCAGGGAAAGAGUACAUCAUCCAACUGGCAGCCAAGGACAUGGAGAUCGGCACUUGGAGCGACUGGAGCGUGGCGGUCCAUGCCACCCCCUGGAUGGAGGAACCCAAGCCCAUCACCUCCACCACUGAGAGCGACAUUAUCCCAGAAACCACCCCCGGACCGCCUUCAGCCGCACCACGAGUGGGUGAACCCACAGCGGCCUGCUCCACCCUUCUCUGGUCAACCCACCUCCUCCUAGCCUGCGUCCUGCUGUCCAUCAUGUGAUGUGUAAGCUUCAUUCCUGUGGAAAAAAAAAUGAGGAGUCUUCUAUUUCUAUUUUGCACAUGUUAAUAGAUAUCGUGCAUUGAUAAUUUAAUUCAAUUUCUUAUUCUCACGAAAUAAAAAAGACCUAGGAAGAUUAAUAAACGCUGACAAUUACAAAAGGAAGACAAAAGGACAAUGAAACAUCUCAACAUCUCUGAUGAUGACAUACCAGACGCAGACACAGGAACCGAACCCCAGGGGAGCAAAAGAUUUGGGGACACGAGACUCACCUGCCUGGCAGCACAAGAAGAAAACAAACAAAACGAAAUGCAUCCACCUCAUUUUCGUUUGUCAAAACAUUGUUUAGCCCAUUUCGAUUCUUCAAACUGUUCCGAGGACAGAACGCUCAUUUUGUGUAACAUCGAUUUCCAUGACAUACAGCUAACUCAUCAUGCCAAAGACUUGGACUGUUUUUCUUUUUUCAUGAUCCCUAGCUUCCCCAAGCCUGUGUCUGUAAGGGAUUGAAACUGGCAGUACAAAAUCUUCACGAGCUUCGAAGACUGAAGAGUAACACAUUUAUUUUGAAGGCCAUCAUUUAAUAUCUGUUGUAUUCCUUUUGUUUACCGCUUUUUCUUUUAUCAUUUGUUGGCCCCUGAACACAGAGAAGUUGGAACUGUAAAUAACAAAUUGGUUAGGACUGUUCUGGACCACCUUUUGUAACAGGAAGAACAACGUGUCGUGUCAGACCUUCUGAAGAUGAAGCACCGUUCGGAAACAUCUUUUCAUUCUUUGCCUUUUUGCCUUUCACCAUCUGUUUUUGCAGACUUUUCUAGUCAAUAUCACAGUUUAAUACUGCUUUCUUCAAGAAAUAUCAUUUCGUUUUGUUUUGGUUAUCAUUGAAUAAAAUAUAAUUUUAGAACCUUAGAACCUUUUUGUUUAAUUUCUUUGUGGUCUGCUUUUUUCUUCGCCCUCUUUCUUUUCAAACCUUCAUAAUUGCUUAAUUCUCCUUGAUCAUAUUUUGUAAACUAUGAUAUGUAUCUUUAACAUGAGAAAAGUUUAUUAUUUAAUAAUGUAUGUAUUAGCUUUAGAUUCUUGUAACCUGUAUCUGGGUUCUUUUUAUAGAUGUAUAUAAAAUGAGAAGUUGUUCAUUAAAUGUGACCAUUUCACAAUGAGUAGAAGCUAUCAGUCUUUUUGUUCGUGUCCAUCGUUGAUCGUGUUGUAUUUCUCAACUGGUUUAAUAUUGGCGAUCCAACAUAAUACCAAAAUUCUUUACAAAACAGUCCCUCAAACCUGUAUUUAACGAACAUAGAUUGGUUUGUGUUUUUAGAGGAUGUUGGCCAUUAUCUAAUUUUUAUCAAGGGACAAAUUAUUUUAUUUUUUCACCUGCAACCCUAAAACAUAACUAUUUUAUAAAGUAUUGAUUUCAUAUGGAUUCAGUCUUUUGAAUAACAGUAAGCAUGAAGUUCCAGUCCGAAACCCAACUAUAAGUAGAUGUCAGCAAACAUAUGAAAAUGUUUGAGUAAUGCCCCGAAAACCUAAACGAUAACUAUAAAGAUAACGAUAUUAGCAUCCACACCAGUGAACGAUAUUGUCUGUUUAUUUUAAGCGCAUUUGUGUCUGUCGCUUUAAAUUCUCGAGCUCGUUAUGGCAGGAUUGAUGCUGAUUGGCUGUCAAUGUUUGUAUCAUUCAUCAGCCUGAAAAAAAUAGUUCUGAAAAUUAUUCCAACUAUAUCAUUUCUCUCUGGACUCUGCUAUUCUUAAAUAUUGAGAAUUAUUUUUAGAACUAUAUUUUUUAUCGUUAUCUUGGUUGCACUUUAUUUUACAGUACGUGUACUAACAUGUACUUAUAGUGUACUUAUUUAUAUAAGAAAGUUCUGGUAAUACAAGGUAACUACAUGGGGUAGGGUUAGGUUUAGGGGUAGGUUCAGGGUUAGUACCUAGUUAUUACGUAGUUACUGUUAUUACUAUAAUAAGUACAUAGUAUGUACAUGAGGAACAGGACUGAAAAAUAAAGUGCUACCGUUAUCUUUAUAGUUAUCGUGCUUGGUGUGAACGGGCCUUGAGGCUAUACAAAUUUGCAACCAAUUUGCCAAAAUGUGAAAUAUUAAACUGUCAUACAUGUUUUGAAAAGAACUGACUACUGAACCAAUUUUGGGUCACGACCCACCAGUUGAGAAGCACUAUUCUGACUCUUACAGAGUGUGGAUAAAGUCUCUUGACAAAUGUUUUUCUUUGACUGUGAGCUAACACUGGAAGAUGAGGUUGAAGAAGAUUACAGAUGUUGGCAUUUGAAACGUACAAUUAAAGCAUCCUGUGUCUCUGCAAAACAUCCAUGAAACCAUAAAACGCUCUGCAGUAAUU
Molecule: messenger RNA, 3633 nt
Organism: Carassius gibelio (silver crucian carp)
Lineage: Eukaryota; Metazoa; Chordata; Actinopteri; Cypriniformes; Cyprinidae
Gene: cntfr
Product: ciliary neurotrophic factor receptor
Exons: 9
Coding region: 221-1294 (357 amino acids)
Biological process (GO): cytokine-mediated signaling pathway
Cellular component (GO): membrane; signaling receptor complex; external side of plasma membrane
Molecular function (GO): cytokine receptor activity; cytokine binding
Source: RefSeq, a predicted model, not a curated record